This is a messenger RNA of Motacilla alba alba, 2177 nucleotides long. RefSeq names its product leucine-rich repeat transmembrane protein FLRT1-like. NCBI's taxonomy places the organism in Eukaryota, Metazoa, Chordata, Aves, Passeriformes, Motacillidae. The record is from RefSeq and is a predicted model, not a curated record. Gene Ontology annotation, molecular function: protein binding.
CCCCGCACCGGGGGGCGGUCCCGGUCCGUCCCCCCCCCUCUGCCGCCGCCUUCCCACGCCCGCAGCCGCCGCCGCCGCCGCCGGGCCCGCACGCGCCGGCCGGUAGCCACCCGCGGCCCCCCCGGCGGGGCGGGGGGGCCAUGGAGCACCGGCGCCGGUAGCCACGGCCGGGCACGAGGAGCCGAGGAGUGACAGGAGCCAGGCCCCCCAUCCACCCAUGGCCCCCCCUCCCCCUCCCCUCCCCGUCCCUCCCGUCCCCCGGCCAGCGCGGGGGGGACCGCCACCCCGGCUGCUCGCCACCGUGGCCACCAUCACCCUGCUGAGCGCCGUGGGCGCCUGCCCGGCCGUGUGCCGCUGCUCCGGCGGCCGCGUCUACUGCAACGACCGCGGGCUGACGGCCGUGCCCGAGGGGCUCCCUCCCGGUGCCACCACGCUGUUCCUGCAGAACAACCGCAUCGGCGACGCGGGCAUCCCGGCUCGCCUGGGCCGGCUGCCGGCGCUGCGGGUGCUGUACCUGUACGCCAACGCGCUGGAGCAGCUGCCGGCUCACCUGCCGCCGGCGCUGCGGGAGCUGCACCUGCAGGAGAACAACGUGCGCGGGCUCUGCCGCCGGGCGCUGGCCCGGGCGCCGCUGCUCGAGCGGCUGCACCUGGACGACAACUCGGUGUCGGCCGCCGGCAUCGAGGAGGACGCGUUCGCCGAGAACCGCCGGCUGCGCCUGCUGUUCCUGUCGCGGAACCACCUGAGCAGCGUCCCCGCGGGGCUGCCGCCGGCGCUGGAGGAGCUGCGGCUGGACGACAACCGCAUCCACACCAUCCCGCUGCGCGCCUUCGAGGGGCUGCCGGCGCUGCGGCGCCUGGUGCUGGACGGGAACCUGCUGGCGAACCAGCGCAUGGCCGACGACACCUUCAGCCGCCUGGGCAACCUCAGCGAGCUCUCGCUGGGCCGCAACGCGCUGGCGGCGCCGCCCGCCAACCUGCCCCGGGCUCGGCUCCGCCGCCUCUCGCUGGCCGCCAACGCCAUCAGCCACGUGCCCGCCGGAGCCCUGGCCAGGAUGAGGGCGCUGGAGCGGCUGGAUCUGUCGGACAACAACCUGACCACGCUGCCCAGGGGGCUCUUCGACGACCUGGGCAGCCUGAGCCACCUGGGGCUGCGCAACAACCCCUGGUUCUGCGGCUGCAACCUGGCCUGGCUGCGGGACUGGCUGCGGCGCCGCGCCCCGCCGCGCCUCGAGGUGCGGGGGCUGCUGUGCCAGGCGCCGGCCAGGCUGCGGGGGCUGCCGGUGGGCGAGCUCCGGGGGGAGAUGGACGCCUGCGAGAGCCCGGCCGCGGGGGGAGCGGGAGCUGCGGGCGGGGGGACGUCCCCCGGUGCGGCCCCCGCCGUGUCCCCCGCGGUGGCGGCGUCGCCGGGAGGAGGAGGAGGAGCGGCCGCGCCGGGGCUGUGGGUGCAGGCGGCUCCCGGGGGGGCUCUGCGGGUGCGGUGGCCCCCGGCCCCUCCCGGGGCGUCGCUGAGGCUGAGCUGGCUGCGCCCGGGGGGGGGGGCCGUGACCGAGACCUUGGUGCGGGGGGAGCGCGGCGAGUACGUGGUGCGGGCGCUGCAGCCCCGGGCGCCCUACCGGGUGUGCCUCGCCGCCCUGGAGCCCCCCGCCGCUCCCCCGCUCUGCGCCCAAGCCCGGGCGGGUGCCGGGGACCCCCCCCAGGCCGGUUCUCCCGGUGGCCCCCCCGGGGAUGCGCCCCCCGCGCUGCCCCCGGCCGCGGCUCUGGGGGCGGCGGCGGCGGCGGCGGCCGGGGUGGUGCUGGGGGUGCUGGGGGGCUGCUGGAGGAAGAGGAGGAGGAGGAGGAGGAUGGGGCUGGGGGCGCCGCCGCUGCCGCCCCCCAAAGGCGGCGGGGGGGGGCGGCUGGCGCUGCGGCCGCUGCGACCCCCGGAGGAGGGGGGGAUCCGCACCGUGUUCCCCCCGCCGCCGCCGCCGCCGCCCCCCCCCGGCGUGCGGGGCUACCGGGGGGGGCAGGUGCCGCAUGGGGGGGGAGGGGGGUCCUGAUGGGGGGGGGAGGGGGCGGCCUCUUUCUUGGGACACACCCCCCCCCCCGCCCGUUUUGGGGGAACCCCUCCUGGGGCUCUGAGGACAUUUCGGGGGGAGCCUUUGAGGGGAGUUUUGGCUUUUUUAAGGUUUAUUUUUU